This is a messenger RNA of Paramacrobiotus metropolitanus, 1403 nucleotides long. Its product is annotated as nicotinamide N-methyltransferase-like. Lineage: Eukaryota; Metazoa; Tardigrada; Eutardigrada; Parachela; Macrobiotidae. The record is from RefSeq and is a predicted model, not a curated record. The coding region runs from base 123 to 968 and encodes 281 amino acids. The transcript is spliced from 3 exons. Gene Ontology annotation, molecular function: N-methyltransferase activity. Gene Ontology annotation, cellular component: cytosol.
GGUAAAUUAUUCAGUCGAACUCAGCUGUAAAUUGUAUCAAAUAGAGUCAUUCACAAAUCUCAAAGCAAAGUACAAGAGUUUUCGUUAACUUCAGUUUAUUGUAAGAAGUCAACUCCGCAGCAAUGUCUGACCUGAAAUCCCGUUAUGAUUACGGCAGAGAGUUUAACGCUCGAAAAUAUCUGGAAUCGUAUUACAAAACCGAUGAACAUGGGAAAUCGCUGGAGAACAGUUUGAAUGGAUACAUUUUUCGAAAGCUCAACAGCAUUUUUGAAGGGUGUGAUAAAGGAAAAGGGCGUUUGUUGGACGUGGGCACCGGCCCAUCGAUUGCAUUCCUUAUACCUGGCUCAAUGAAGUUUCAUUAUAUUUAUUGCUCGGAUUUUACGCCAGGGUGUCGGAUGGAGCUGACAAUGUGGUGCGCGGGUGAUGCAUCGGCUUACAGAUGGGACGGAUUUUUCAAGUAUGCUGCGCGAUUGGAUGAGAAAGAGAGCCAGUGGGAAGAGUAUGAAGAGCGAUUACGCAACUCCGUCAUUGGCAUUCUGCCCUGUGACCUUAUGUGUAGUGAUCCGAUGACACCGGAGAAAUUGUCACCCGUGGAUGUCAUGUCUGCUACCUUCUCCUUCACGGCGGCUGCCGCUGAUUACGAGGACUUCGAGAACUGUAUUGAGCGCAUGAGUGAAUAUGUUCGCACCGAUGGUACAUUCAUUUUGGUGGAUUAUCUCGGUGCUUCCUAUUACAUUGUGGACGAUGAGAAGUUUAAGCUGUGCACGCUAACGGAAGAGGACUAUGUAAAAGCACUGAAGUACGCCGGGUACCGAAGCUUUGAAAUUUCGAAGGCUAGUGAUCAUGCCACCAACGUACAGCCGGAUCAGAAACUGACCGAUGCACAGGAUGUCGUUAUUAUUGUGGCUACUAAAAAUCCUCCGCCACCUGAUGUGCCGGAACGACCGGAUACUCCACCGGCGGAAUAAUAAACAUUAUUUUCUGCUUAUUUUGGGGUGCACUCAUGACGUUUAACUGCAGAGCUUGCUACCGCGUCGUAUUACGCGGAGCACAUCCUUAAUUCGCUGUGCGUUUGACUGACGGAGUCGUAUAACUAGUUCGUUGCAUUCGAAGAAGUUAGUAUUUCAUUACACGAUACAGUGUGGUUUUAUGUAAACACCCCAAAUAACUUAUAAAACAAAAAUGAAACAUUGAUUUUUGUUUUGCGCUAUAGCAAUGCAUCCUAAUAACGUUCAUCUGGCACAUUCGUGUUUUGUUAUUUCAGCCAACCGAGUACUCAAGGGCUUAUGCUGUAAGUUGUACAAGAAAGCCCUUGGGUAUGGUACUGUUUCGGAUUCAAUGCAUUAGGCUAGCUUUGCUGGUUGUGAAGGAAAUUGUGGAACUUCUGAAAGUGAUGUUGAGUA